AUGCCCAGAUAUCUCGUGAACAGUACUGUUUGUCUGGCAAAUUUCUCAUCCUCAUCCCAUACGAUCAAAAUUGUUGAUUUUGGGGAAUCCUUCUUGGGUCAUGACAUUCCUGAUUCGUUCCACACACCGCUCCCUGUUCGAGCGCCGGAGAUCGUAUUUGGAGAUAAGCUGAACUAUCGCGUAGAUUUGUGGAGCAUGGGAUGCAUGUUAUUCGAGCUUUUUGUUGGCCAGCCUCCAUUUGAUAGCUUCAUGACAACGCCUACAAUACUUGUCCGCCAGAUGCUAGAGAUGGCCAGUGACGAGCUGCCCAAGCGUUGGCAGCCAGCAUGGGACGUCAUGAAUAGCGUGUCACCCGACGACAGAUCUGAUUACACGCUCCAAGGAUGGCUAGAGGAAGUGUACUUUGAUGGAGAGAGAGACCAAUAUUUCAGUCGGGAAGAUAUACUCGAAGUUGAAAGAGCGUUAUCUAGCAACAUUUUGGAGAAUCUAUGGUUACAAAAGGAUUGA
This is a messenger RNA of Dothidotthia symphoricarpi CBS 119687, 507 nucleotides long. RefSeq lists its product as uncharacterized. The transcript has 3 exons. NCBI's taxonomy places the organism in Eukaryota, Fungi, Ascomycota, Dothideomycetes, Pleosporales, Dothidotthiaceae. The record is from RefSeq and is a predicted model, not a curated record. Gene Ontology annotation, biological process: protein phosphorylation. Gene Ontology annotation, molecular function: protein kinase activity; ATP binding. Bases 1 to 507 code for a protein of 168 amino acids.